This is a messenger RNA of Auanema sp. JU1783, 1428 nucleotides long. The record is from the annotation of a GenBank genome assembly. Lineage: Eukaryota; Metazoa; Nematoda; Chromadorea; Rhabditida; Rhabditidae.
AUGGGACGAAUAAGAAUUCCGAAAAUUGGCAGAAAAAUUGAGGAUGAUCAAUCGAUAUUGUACUUCAAAAAUCGUACACGGUUUGCCAUUUUAGUGUUGGCGACACUUUGCUUAUCCAUAUCACAAAGUAAUGCUUUAACACUUAAUUUUACUAUUAUCUGCAUGAAUAAUGGAUCAAGUGCACAACAGGAAGAAGUCUUUACUCCUUCGGAAAAGAGUUAUCUUUUUUCGUCUGUUGCCAUUGGAGCCAUGGUAGCUGUUCAUCCAUGUAUGCUUCUCAUUCAGAAGUUUGGAAGCAGAGCGAUUUUCACAUUUUUUGGAUUCUUCUCCGCUUUUUGUACCGCUGUACUACCCCUUAGCAUGGAUUUUGGUUUUAAGUAUGUGGUCAUGCUAAGAUUUUUGCAGGGAACAGGGUUGUCUCCUGUCUUCACAUUGAUAGCCAUUGUUACUACCCAAUGGUCUAUGCUCAAACAGAACUCAUUCUACAUAGCAGUGCUCACAUGUUUCUUUCAGAUCGGGCCAAUUUUCACUAUGCCUGUCGCUGGAGCUUUAUGUUCUUCUUCAUAUGGAUGGCAAUCCGUUUACUAUGUACACUCUCUGACCACUGUUAUUCUAUAUCUUCUCUUUCUUUACUUCUACAGAGAACAACCAGAAAGACAUCGAAUGGUUUCAGAAAAAGAACUUCUUAGAAUAAAACGAAGUAAAGCCCAAGUUCUUGAUCGAGAGCCUGUUCCAUAUAGAAAAAUAAUCACAUCACCAGCAAUAAUAGCUUGUUGGGUUACAGCUGUUGGAAACUUUCUUGGAAUUCAAACAACAAUGCAGUUCACACCAAUUUUUCUUAAUAAGGUUCUAUCCUUCCCUGUGGACCAGACUGGGCUAUUCAGUGCCAUCCCUCAGAUAGUUACUUUCGUCGUUAAAAUAUUGGCAGGAAUUAUGGCUGACAAAAUGAAAUGUUGUAGCAUUGAGACAUCUGUGAAGUUGUUCAACACAAUAGCUGUGGCGGGGAUGGGCAUCGCCUUUAUUGUUCAGGCGUAUAUACCAAUUGAUUGCCCUAUUCUGUCUCUGCUAUGCUUGAUUUUUGCUACUUCUAUCAUUGGCUUCAACUGUGGUGCGUUUUUCCGGAGCUCAGCUGUUGUUGCUGCACAACAUAACCAUUUCGUCAUGACAGUCAAUUCGUUUUUGAAUUGUGUAUGCGCACUACUAUCACCAGUUAUAGUUAAUAUACUGGUAACUAAUAAUACUUGGGAUGAGUGGUGGUAUGUAUGGAUGUUGCAUGGAUCCUUUAUGCUUGUGACAAACACGGCUUUUGUCAUAUUCGGAAAAGGAGAACCUGCCGCUUGGACGGAGCCUCCCGUUUUAGAAGAGAAAAACACUUUGGAUGGAAAUGAGCAGGAAGCUGACAUGCUACUUUGCGAAGAGAAGCUUUGA